AGCUCAUUUGAUAAGAGACAGUUAGACACCAGCGUAGUGAAAACAAGAGUAGUCGACAUAAACGUUGGAGAUGUAGUAGGAAAAAAACGGAGGGUUGAUUUGUCCAAAGUUUACGAAUAAUUUAUUGGCGAUACCGAAUCAUUCCUUAUCUGGGGAGAACAAUAUUUUUAUUUAAUAUUCUCAAUAUUUUUUUAAAUUCUAUCCAUAAUCUUAAUAUGGAAAAAAAUCCUCUUGUAUUUCCUAAUGGAGCUGAUAUCGAGUACGCUGGCCAGCCUCAUCCAUACCCUUACGGAUUCCCUAACUCCGAAACAAGCGUGAAAAUGUUUGAAGGCUCUUAUCGAACCUUCCAGUCAAGCCCCGUUUCCAACAACAUAAUGAAUGAAUUUAUUGAUGGGAUAAGAAGAAAUGAAUACUGUAUGUGGAUGGACGACAAUGUCUCAAGAUAUACAUCUUCUUCCAACCCUAUUCCAAACCAGGUUUCAAAUUUGUAUAAGAGCGAUGAUAAUCGAUAUGAGGAGUGGCAGUACAUAACUCUAUAUAGGAAAUUUAAGAGGAUUUUGACGGAAAGGGGGAGGUGUUCCAACGAGAUGAUUUCAUAUUUGAUUUGUAACCUGAUUAGCAUCAUCAAGAGUGACACAGCCCUGAGGAACCUUUUAAUUUUAAGUUCAGAGGAAUUUUUAGAGUCGAUGCUCACAAAGUUUGUGGAGCUAAUUUUAAACGACAAGGCCUACGACUAUGAGUUCAGUAAGCCCAACGAGGAGGAGAAUAAGAUUAAUGCUAUGAGGAAGCAUUUGCAGAGAGCCACGAAGGACGCAUCAAUGUCACAUUCGACAUCUAGGCUUUGGGGGUGGAAUUUUCAGGACCAAGGGUUUCCAUUUCCAAACCCAAUGCCCCCAUCUAAGCUAAGCCCUGAAAGCCUAUUCUAUGUUAGACAAUUAAGACCAAAUCCGCUAUUAGAGGGUGACGGUUAUGUUCCUAUCCCGAGGUUAAUGUACCCACAGCACGACUUCCACUUUAACCCGCCUCCGCCUAUUCGGGAUCUUGGCCCAACACCAGAACCGGGCCCUGUAAAAAAGAAGGAGCCGUCGAAGAGGUACGGCCCCCGAGGACCUUACAAACGCACUCUCGUGAGAAUGAGAAUGAGGGAAAUUAGUAAGAAGAGAGCAGUGAUUAGACGCCUAAAGAGCCAGGCAGCAAGCACCGAGCCUGAAAACUCGAAAGAUGAUUUGAAGGAAAAGGCUGAAGAUGAAAAGAAGAAUGAUAUUGAACUUUGCACCACUACUCCUGAAUCAGAGUUGUCAGAUUACAACAAGGAUAAUGAUUAUAGGGAGGUGAACCUCAAUGAGAAUGAGCACUUUGUAACUGGGACUCCUGCCAGCCCACCAGACCCUGCUAAUACGUCUAACCUUGUUAAUACAUAUGACUACGUGAAUAAUGACAAGAACAUUAAUGCACCUGAGAAUGCAAAUUUAGAAAAGAAACCUGAUAUUAAAAAUUUUAAAGAUCUGACCUUCGAUAAUUUUAAAGAUCUGGCAGUUGUUGGUAAAGAUCUACCUAACAAAGUUGAUGAUAAUGCUGGCUACAGGAGUAAUUUGGAAACUUAUAAUGAAUGCAAUGUUAGAAAUCUGACUUCUUUUGGUGAUAAUUACAACAAUUCAUACCCUAACCCAGGCUAUCUGUAUCAAGAUCAAAUGAAUGCUGGAUCAGACAAACAGUUCGUUAAUGCCUUUUAUCGAUCAUUGAACACUCAGUUCAACCAACCAACACAAUUUAGUCAACCAAAUAGGUAUCGUGAAUCAACUCAGUUUAGUGAUCCUAGUGGCUAUUUUGAUGGUUAUUUACAGAAUCAAUUUCCGCAACUAGAUUCUGAAGUAAAUGAGAUUUCAGCCCGGAACAAUCCAAUGAUUUCAUCUGGAAACUAUCAAUACAUAAGACCAAACCAAUUUAACCAGUAUUCAAUAGGAUACAACUACCCUCUCAAUCAACCCAAAUCUAUCCCUAACCCUUCUAACCCAAUUCCUAACACUGUUCCUAAUACUGUUGCAAAUAGUGUUUCAAGUAGUAUUCCUAAUCAACCGCCAAAUACCAUUUCUAACACUAUUCCGACCACAGUUCCCAAUACUCUUCCAAAUCAAAUUUCUAACACUGUUCCCGGAAAUAUUCGUAGCCAAAUCAACAACCCUGUUAAUAAUAUGAGUAAUGUGAACAAUGGGGUUCAUUUUUCAAGCCCGAAUAUUUUGGGAAUGAAUAGUGGAAUUGGAAUGUGUAGGGACCAGGCAGGGUAUGGAACAUACCCGAGUGAUGACCUUUUAACCCCCGAGCUGAACACACUGGAAACGGAGGCACCGGUACUUAAAACUAACAGAGUUACGAGCCCAAAACACUCUAAACCGCUUCCAGAUGGCCUUAAUGACCCUAGAAGACGCUCCACGAGGCUUAACCCCCAGAUUAACAUGAAUAACGUGAAUAAUAUUAAUAAAAAUGCAAACAUGAGAAAUAUUAAUAAUUUAAAUAGAAACAUGGAAAAUAUCAAGAAUAUUAAUAAUAAUAUUGAGGACAAUUUGAACGGUUUGAACGAUGAUUCGAAUGUUAAGAACAAUUCUUUGAACGAUUCUUUGAAUAAAAUCGAUGGAAUUAAUAAUUCGAAUUCUACCGAAAAUUUGAAUAAAAUCGAUGGAAUUAAUAAUUUGAACGGAAUUAAUAAAAAUAUUGAUGGAAAUAAUAACAAUUUGAAUGGAACUAAUAAAAAUAAUUUGAAUGGAAUGAGAAACAACUGUUUGAAUAAUAAUUUGAAUGAGAAAAAUGAUUUGAAUGUGAACGAUGAUACAAUAUGGGAUAUGGUUCAGAAGCAUCAGAAAUCAGGUUCAAACGUUAAUGUAAAUCAGACGAAGACAGUAAAUGUCGCUCCAAAGGAGAUUGAAUUUGAAGACGAGGACAUGAAUUUGUUAAUCAGAGAACCUGUAAGAAUUACAGAGGAUAUGCCUCAAAACCAUACUCAACCCUUUAUAAACGCUUACAAGAACCCCAAGACUGUCAAAUGGUCAUACGCAGAUACAAAGAGAUUUUACAACGCCAUUGAGACAUUUGGAACAGACCUAAUGCUUGUCAGAGCCUUUCUUCCCGAGUACACAGACCGACAAAUCUACGACAAGUUCAAGUUAGAGGAACGCAAGAACCCGCAGCUCAUGCAGAACGCCCUUCAGACCCACAAGAGCAUCUCCCUCAAGCAGUAUGAGCAGAAGUAUGGUAAAAUCGAUACUGAAACGCACUAUAAUCCGAACAAGGACCCCUUCAUUUUAGAACAGCCCACGGAUAAUAAGAAAUCACUCCAGCUCAACCUCAACGUUUCCGUCAUGAACCAAAUUCAACAAGCUCCCAACGAUAAAAUUAUUAAUCUAUUCAUGUAAUUU
Theileria parva strain Muguga is the source of this 3410-nucleotide messenger RNA. RefSeq lists its product as uncharacterized. Bases 216 to 3407 code for a protein of 1063 amino acids. The record is from RefSeq and is a predicted model, not a curated record. The transcript is spliced from 5 exons. NCBI's taxonomy places the organism in Eukaryota, Apicomplexa, Aconoidasida, Piroplasmida, Theileriidae.